AUGCGAUGGCGCUGUCGCUUACCUGUGCUCACACUGCAAGAAGACACUCACCAAGAAGGAUUCCAGAACUGUGUCAGCAAGCAGCAAGCCUGUGUGCUGCGCAAGUUUGUUCAAGACGAGAUUUUCGUGGAGAUUAAUGAUGAUGCCCCAAAAUUCAGGCACCAGCAGCUGUGGUGUCUGGUGACGGUCGGCUUUCUGUUUCACGAUGAUGCCUUCCAAGCUGUGUCCUCCUGUGGUGGAAGGAGAAGACUGAUCUUCAGCUCCUUUAAGGGCUUGAUUCUCAUCCUGGAGAGUGCAAACCUCAGGACCCUCUCACCUCCAAAACACAAGAGAAAAGAGAAAAAUCCAAGUGAGAAAAAAGUGGUUUCACCAGCCAAGACGAGCUUGUGCAGAAAUCCAAUAGGUAAGCACCAGAUCAUGGAUUUCUACAAUCCAGACCUGACUCCGAGCAGCCACGGGCAGUGCGGGCCGCCAUUCCGCUGCUCAGAGGUGAUAGGAAACCCAAGAAUUUCCAGAAGAGGCCUUUUAUUCCCAGCAUUGUCUUACUUGUGUUUUGAAAUUUACCAAGUUAUUUCUCAGGCUGCUGUAGUUCAUGCCACGACUCAAAUUGAAGACAUCCUCGAGCAAGCAGACUACCUGUAUGAAAGUGGAGAAACAGAAAAACUUUAUCAAUUGCUAACUCAGUACAAGGAAAGUGAAGAAGCAGAGUUACUGUGGCGUUUGGCACGGGCAUCACAUGAUAGAGCUCAGCUUAGCAGGACUUCAGAAGAGGAGAAGCAGCUUUUUAUUUACGAAGACCUUGAGUAUGCGAAAAGAGCACUCGAAAAGGAUGAGUCAAGUUUUGCUGCCCAUAAGUGGUAUGCAAUCUGCAUUAGUGAUGUUGGAGAUUAUGAAGGCAUCAAGGUUAAAAUUGCAAAUGUCUACAUUAUCAAGGAACAUUUUGAGAAAGCAAUUGAACUGAACCCUAAAGAUGCUACCUCAAUUCACCUUAUGGGUAUUUGGUGCUAUACAUUUGCUGAAAUGCCUUGGUAUCAAAGAAGAAUUGCUAAAAUGCUGUUUGAAACUCCUCCUAGUUCCACCUAUGAGGAGGCCUUGGGCUACUCUCACAGAGCAGAACAAGUGGAUCCAAACUUCUACAGCAAAAACUUGCUUCAUUUAGGAAAGAUGUAUCUGAAGCUAAACAACAAAAAGCUUGCUGCUUUAUGGCUAAUGAAAGCCAAGAACUAUCCAGCACACACUGAACAAGAUAAGCAUCAGACAGAAGCUGCUCAGUUACUUACAGGUUUGUGA
Messenger RNA from Cavia porcellus (domestic guinea pig), 1290 nucleotides. RefSeq names its product regulator of microtubule dynamics protein 1-like. Gene Ontology annotation, molecular function: microtubule binding. Lineage: Eukaryota; Metazoa; Chordata; Mammalia; Rodentia; Caviidae. Gene Ontology annotation, cellular component: mitochondrion; spindle microtubule; mitotic spindle pole. The record is from RefSeq and is a predicted model, not a curated record.